Molecule: messenger RNA, 5010 nt
Organism: Ceratitis capitata (Mediterranean fruit fly)
Lineage: Eukaryota; Metazoa; Arthropoda; Insecta; Diptera; Tephritidae
Exons: 7
Coding region: 1-5010 (1669 amino acids)
Biological process (GO): protein localization to ciliary inversin compartment
Cellular component (GO): ciliary inversin compartment
Molecular function (GO): protein binding
Source: RefSeq, a predicted model, not a curated record
AUGGAUUGGACACAAGCGCCGCAACAACACAGAGCGCAUACCGACGGCGGUGAAGCGCCCAAAAAGCCGCCGCGUUUGAAGGCCAGCAGCAACAACAACCCCAAACCAGAGGUGCAAGAGCAAACAAGUGCAGCAGCAGCAGACUUCACCAUGACUUUGAAAGCCAGAAAAGAGUCAACAUCGAGUAACGGCAAGCCCAAAAAGCGACUACAAUUCCAAAGUCCGCUCACAGGCGUCUCUACGCGAUUAACCGCCAGCCAAGAACCUGCAUAUGUGAGAGAUGACUGCAAGGCUGCAGCUGCUACCAAGAAGCAUGCAACGAGCAUAAAACACGUCAGCAACAUAAACAACCCCACGACGCUGGCCGCGGUGGCUGGUGAUAGUGUCAGUGAGAUACAGUCAGCAGUUCCUGCGACACCACCGGCGACGGCUAUAAAAAACAUCUGCAACGCCGCGUUGACAGCUCGCAACUCAGCAGCAGCUGCACUGACAAGGGGAGCCACAACAAAUGCAACAACAACAGUACUUGCAACAGCUACCAAGGUUGGCAAUGAAAGCUUGUUUGAGGGCGGCUCGAAAAGCCGUUUGGCGCGUGGCUGCACAAGUCUUAUGUAUGCAUGUCAACAUGGCGACAUUGCCGAAGUUUUGGCACAACUACGCUCGCGGCCGGAGUGCCUGCGACAACGUGACAGCCACAACAAGAACGCGCUACACUAUUGUGCCGCACAGAACGCAGAGACACGUGAACUCGUGGCGGCUGCCAGCAUCGCCGUCGCAGCUCCAGAAUUACUGGAGUCUGCUGACGAAGAUGGCUUUACGCCGCUUCACUUGGCUGUUAUUCAGGGCAACUUGGCGAUGGUCAAUUUGCUGCUGGCGAAUAAAGCCGACGUGAAUGCGGUCGAUAAAGAGGGCCAUUCCGUGGUGCAUUGGGCGACGGUUUGUGGCGAGGUCGAGGCUUUGCGUUCGGUGCUAGCGGCUGGUGCGAAUAUCGCGAUUCCGGACUUGAACGGCGGCACACCGCUCCAUUAUGCGGCCCAGAUGUGUGGCGCCAGUGUUGACAAGAAAAUGGGUCAGGCAAAUGCCACUAAGCUGGCAUUGGAGAUACUCGGCAUUUUGCUCGCCCACCCGCAUGCCAGUGUUGAUGUGCAGGACAAAGACGGACGACAGCCAUUGUUGUGGGCUGCCUCCGCGGGCUCGGCAAAAGCUGUUAUUGCCUUGGUGAAGGCCGGUGCACGUGUAGAGAGUGCAGAUAAAGAUGGCUUGACGGCACUACAUUGUGCUGCUUCACGUGGGCACACCGAGUGCAUUGACACACUGAUUAGUCUGUGUGGCGCGCCAACGGACCUGAUAGACUCGAAUGGUUGUACGGCACUGCAUUACGCGGUGACGUUGGGACAUGCAGAUGCCACCGCUCGUCUACUUGAUUUAGAGGCGGAUCCUAAUCGGCAAGAUCGCAAGGGACGUACACCCGCGCAUUGUGGUUGCUCGAAGGGCCAAUUCGAAACGGUUAAGUUGCUAAAAGAGCGUGGUGCUAAUCUGUGGUUGCGCAACGCUAAAGGUGACUUGCCUGUGCACGAGGCGAGCUCGUCAGGCAGGCGUGAGCUUGUGGAGUGGCUACUGGAGCAACGACCCAAGCAGGUUAACACGACGAGCAAUGACGGACGCAGUCUUCUCCACAUUGCUGCGAACAAUGACUACACAGAUGUGUGCAAGAUGUUGUUGGACUAUGGCGGCGAUAUCAAUGCCAUCUAUCGUAAUAGCAAAGGUGUUGUCUACACGCCACUCGACUGUGCGCUGCAAAAGGGUCAUCGUUCCACUGCCAAAUUCUUACAGUCCCAUGGCGGGUUGCCAGCUAGUAAGCUACGCUUGGCCGCACGUCGCUCGAAUCCAUUUCAUGAUGUGAGCACUGAUAUGGUUCGUCCAUUGCGGUAUGUGGAAAAGGAGGAGCUGCAUGAUUUGAAGAACUCCAAAAAAUAUGUUGUCUACCUGAAACACUCGGACUCGGAAGGUAAUGGCGGCGAGGGUGAUAGUAAUUGUAGCUGCCAUGAGCGUACUUACCGUCGAGAGCAGAAGUUUGCGCACACUUGUCAGCGACAUCGACAGCACAGUCGACGACGGCAGUUGCGGCGGCGUACCAGCAGUUGUGGUGAGCCGAAGGAGUGCCAGCAAAACGAAGGUGGGGAAAUUGAUAUUUGUCGCUCGAAGAGCAAUAUUGAAAUACGCCGACACAAGUCUCGUGAACGCUACGCGAGCUCCAGUGAGUGGGAAGAUAAAGGCGAGUGGGAGGAUAACGAAGACGAUGAAGAUUCUUGCGAAAACUGUUGUUAUCACAAGAGGCAGAAGCAACGUGUCAUACGGAGGAAGUCAGUUUCCUCACGCCGGCCCAAGGACAAAGAAGGACGGGAUCGCAGCAGUGAAAAGGAAUCUUCGCCGGAAAAGCGUAAAAUUCGAGAAGUAGAAGUGGUGCGUGAGGGUGAAGGAGAAGUUCCCAAGGCUGAGGAUGAUAUAGAAACACAAUCUAAAAAUGAUGGCGAGGAACCUUCGGGAAAGCUCAGUCGCCCACAAUCUGCCACUACGCCUGCUGCAGCAGGCACUCUGGGCACUGGAGGUAAAGAAUCCACAUUCAUAAAAUCUACAGAACAAACUGAAGGUCAUUCUAUGGAGCUAACUGACGAAGAGGGUAAACCAGCCGCGGAGCUCGUCACAACGCAUGUUGACGUGCAUCGCGAAGAGGAUGCAAACUCAAUGCAGCAGAUAGAGAUAGUGGAUAAGGCCGAAGGAGAGAAAACAAAAGAUGAGAUGGCAGAGAUGAGUGAUCUUGCAGAUGAGAUGCGGAAGGAAGUCGAUCAGGUUAUGAAAAUAGCUGCGCUCGCACUCGAAAGUGAUGCUCAAAAUGGCGGUAAUGGUGGUAUUGAGACUAAUGAUUCGGCUAUUAAAGAUGAAAAGCUCGUGGCAGCAGAGAACGAGGGUAAGGAGUUGAAAGUAGAAGAGAAAAAUAUAGCCGAAGCAAGUGUUGUAAAAAUUGAGGAACCGUCAACUGAAAAACCUGAGGAAGUGGCCAAAACUGUACCUAAUGUCACCGAAACUCCACCAACGCCAAUACCAACGCCUUUGCCAAGUCCCGCACCGGCGAGCGAAGCUAAGGAGGCAACUAGCGUGGCUACUGCCGCUCCGUCGGGAGAAAUCAAAGCAGCCGCUGCUGAGACCUCAACUGCCCAAGCACAAAUUCAUGACGUCACAGCUGCAGAAGGAACACCCCAAACACCUGCUGAUAAUAAAACUGAAGCAGCAGAUACUUCCACGGAUGCACCAGUCGAACAAGCUACUUCCGAAGAAAAGUCCACAGCAGACCAAACAACACUUCCGUCUAACACGACUUCCGCUCAGCAAGCCCAACCACAAACUGACACACAAAAACCGCCGCGAGAGCAAGAGUCCCGACGCUCUUUCACUUUAUUGCCUUCUGACUCAGCCGAGGAUGACGGUGGUGAAGAGGUGGUACGCAAAUCAAGCUUCCAAAUAUUGAAAAGCGACGAGUCCGCAGGUGAAGGAGGCCGUCACCUAGAAGAACACGAAUUUAGCGACUCCCAAGUUUUCAAAAUAGUUUCUGAGCCCCAACUACGUUUGGGUAAACCAUAUCUCGAAACCGAACCGAGCUCAGCUGACGACGAGCAUAGGCAAGCGGCUGCCGAGCAUACUGACGACCACUUAGAUGAAGAGGACGAUAAGCAGGAACAGCUAAAAAAUUCGGCAGGCUUACGCAAUCGGCAUGGGGUGGGUAGUUUUGAGGGCUCCUUACCCACCAGCGCCGUGUUAGGCGUUUACGAUUGCACAAACGGUCGCAAACGGCGUUUAAAGAAGCGUGUGAAGAGCGGACCGAAGACGCGCAGCAAUUGGAAGAGUAAAACAAAUGAUGACGACGGUAGCACAGAGCAAACUGGCAGUUACGCGCAUGCCGCACAAUCAAGUAAAGAUCAGGAUUCCGGUUUUGAGCCGAGUCCACGCGCCAUGAAGAGCAAAAUACCGACACCGCGAAAUGUGUACACCGCACAUGUACCACGUCGACAUAUCUACGCCACACUCGACGGCCGUUCAUGCAGUAGCCGACUAGAGGGCCGUAAGCCGGGCGAUCGGGGUGCAUGUGAUAUGUCAGCAGUGACACGGUCCAUACAACGCAACAUACGAAGAUAUUAUAUGGAACGUAAAAUUUUCCAACACCUGCUCGAAUUGAAGUCCCUCCAAAUACGCUCGACCAAACUGAACGAAGCGGUGCUGGUGAAACGCGCCGUUGAUGAUUACCACAAAUCAUGUGCGUCGCUUGGUGGUGAGACUGGUACACGCUUGCGGCGUUAUCCGUUCAGCGAGUAUACAUUCAAGAAUUUUGAGUUGUUUUUGUACGAAACAUUGAAGGCACUGCAAAAGCCGGGCACCUAUAAUUUUCAGAAUAUCAAUGAGGUUUACGAGGAGGCUGAACGGCGUUUGAGUCCCGAUUACAACGCUUACGAGAAAGCACUUCAAUGCACCACCAAAACCCAUCGUUGCCUACACGCUGCCCACGCAUACACUGGCAUACCGUGCGCCGCAUACAUACCCAUGAUGAAUCAUCACACAAUGCCAAAGUUUGGAUUUGGUCCAUAUAAAAAGACCGGCGUGGGCAGCUUCUACCUACCGAAAAUACUCACUAGCGGCAGUUGUGGUGGCGUCGCGAGCGGAAGUGGUUGUGGCGGUGGCGGUAAAGUUGCAUUGGAGCUAUCACAUGGCAAGAGCAAACAACUUAUUUCACUGCCAUCGGACAAGUUGGACAGUAAUAAACGUUAUUACGUUACGUUCACCGUAAAGGAGACGAGUAGUGGUGGUGGUGUUGGUGGAGGAGGAGGUUGUAGUGGUGGUAUCUCGACAACUGCAGGGUGUGGCGGUGCGCACGUUGACCAAACGGAUGCCGCCGGUGUUGCGGGUGAUAAACAGGCAACUGGCGGAUGUUGUGGUGGCAACGAUGCAACCGGAAAGUGA